This is a messenger RNA of Poecile atricapillus (Black-capped chickadee), 4572 nucleotides long. RefSeq names its product cytochrome P450 4V2. The transcript is spliced from 11 exons. The record is from RefSeq and is a predicted model, not a curated record. NCBI's taxonomy places the organism in Eukaryota, Metazoa, Chordata, Aves, Passeriformes, Paridae. The coding region runs from base 114 to 1697 and encodes 527 amino acids. Gene Ontology annotation, molecular function: heme binding; monooxygenase activity; iron ion binding.
CUUCUGGCCAGCUUCUCCGCGCACUUGGCAUACUGCAGCUGCAGUGCCGGGUACGGGCAGUGCCAGUUUUACUUCAGGGAUCAAGGCUCAGAGCAGGAGGCUGAGAGGUGACGAUGGAGGUCUUGGAAGGAUUCUCAGGGAAAGCCCAGGUGCUGCCCUGGGGAGCUGGGAUUAUUGCUCUGCUUUUGACAAUCGUGACUGUGUGCUCCCUGCCCUCCCUGAUGGAAUACUGGAGACGAUGGCGGAUGAUGAGCUCGAUCCCGGGUGUCAGCCCCAGCUAUCCGGUGCUGGGAAAUGCCCUGCUCUUAGAGCGGAAUGGAGAAGAUUUUUUUAAACAGCUGCAGUUUUAUACUGAAGAGUUCAGAAGUUGUCCAUUGCUCAAACUUUGGAUAGGACCAGUGCCUCUCAUGAUAUUGUAUCAUCCUGACAGUGUGGAGGUUAUUCUGAACAGUUCAAAACAUAUAGAAAAAUCAUACCUGUACAAAUUCCUGCAUCCAUGGUUGGGCACUGGACUUCUGACAAGCACCGGAGACAAGUGGAGGUCACGGAGAAAGAUGAUAACUCCCACAUUCCACUUUGCAAUCUUGAAUGACUUUCUAGAGGUUAUGAAUGAACAAGGAAAUAUUUUGGUGGAGAAACUUGAAAAGCAUGUUGACAAGGAGCCAUUUGAUGUUUUUAUGGACAUCACUCUGUGUGCCCUUGAUAUCAUUUGUGAAACAGCAAUGGGCAAGAAUGUGGGUGCCCAGAAGAAUAAGGAUUCUGACUAUGUUUCUGCUGUCUACAGGAUGAGUGAUCUAAUCCAGCGGCGACAGAUAAGCCCUUGGCUUUGGCCUGACUUUUUGUAUAUAUUGUUCAAAGAUGGAAGAGAGCACAAGAGGAAACUCAACAUCCUUCACAAUUUUACAGAUACAGUCAUUGCAGAAAAGGCUGAAGAACUUAAAAGCACCAAGCAAGAGAAACAUGAUAAUGAUGGCAGCUGUGAAGAAAGUGGUUCCAAAAAGAGAAAAGCAUUCCUGGACAUGCUGCUGAAUGCAACAGAUGAUGAAGGGAAAAAAUUGAACUACAGGGAUAUUCGUGAGGAGGUGGAUACUUUCAUGUUUGAGGGCCAUGAUACAACAGCAGCUGCUAUAAACUGGGUCUUGUACUUGCUUGGACGUAAUCCGGAAGUUCAAAAGAAGGUUCACAGAGAAUUGGAUGAGGUGUUUGACAAUACUGAAUGUUCUGUUACAAUGGACAAUUUGAAGGAUCUUCGAUACCUUGAAUGUGUUGUGAAGGAAGCUCUUCGUCUCUUCCCUUCAGUUCCCAUGUUUGCACGUACCUUGAGAGAGGAUUGCUGUAUUAGGGGAUAUCAGAUACCGAGAGGCACAAAUGUCCUUGUUUUAACUUAUGCCCUACAUAGAGACCCUGAGAUCUUCCCUGACCCAGAGGAGUUCAGGCCUGAGCGAUUCUUCCCUGAAAAUUGUAAGGGAAGGCACCCAUAUGCUUAUGUGCCCUUCUCAGCUGGUCCCAGGAACUGCAUUGGUCAGCGCUUUGCACAAAUGGAGGAGAAAACUCUUCUAGCCCUCAUCCUGCGGCGCUUUUGGGUGGAAUCAUGUCAAAAGCCAGAAGAGCUUGGUUUAUGUGGAGAAUUGAUUCUUCGUCCAAGUAAAGGCAUUUGGAUUAAACUGAAGAGGAGACCAAAUGCUGGAUCAGAAUGAAAGGAAUUUCAAGUGUUUACUUCCAAGAGUUUUCAAUCUAUUUAAGCAGAGACAUCUUUUAAAUACAAAUGUUUUGCUGUCAGCCCCGCACUUUGUUUAAACUAAUUGUUACUGUUUUAUUAAGAAAGAUGUAGUAAUAGCCCUAGCUGCUCUACUUUUAUAGUGCUUGUGAACUUCAUGUUAAUCUUUGAAAUGCAAAUCUUUAAACCUUAAAUUUAAACCCUGUCUUAUCUGCUUAGAUGAAACUAUUCUAUUGCCACAGUACCACAAAAACUUUAUGGUAAUAACAACAGCAAUGGCUGUGAUGAAGUGAUCAGCUUACAUGCCAUAGCAUUUUCCAAGUAACUGUAAGUCUCAAGUAUUUUUAAGGUUUUUGGGUUUCUUUGGUUCUGAAAAAUUCAAGUGAUAAUCCUUCUUGGCACAAUUUUUUUUUUGGUGAUGGCUGCCUCUGUAAAGAUCAAGCAAAAAUCUGAUAAUUUCACUCCUCCUUGGAAAGCAUUUACAUUAUUUUGUGAGAAGGGAGUGCUCUGAGUCAUUUUUUAGCAAACCAGAAUCAUUACUCUGUAUAACUGUAGCAGGAACUAGACAGUAUGCAAAUUACACACAGGAUUUCAUAAGGACAGAAGCAAUGUAUUAUUACAAACCUUGAGAAUAAACUUCUACUAUGCCUCAGUGUGGACUGAAAUUGUAUCUGUUGAAAUUGCAUGCCUGUGUGCAGGUAAAUUGCUGAUGAAUAAUUAUUUCUUAGCGUCCAUUCCUCCAGGGAAUCAAUUUGAUUUUACUGUGCUAGUCAAAGCUGAAACAAUGAGCCAGUGUGCUUUUUCCUUCUAAUGUCCUGAAGGCAGAAUACAGGGGUUUUUGCUAAUUUGAUGUUGAAGAGGAAUCACAGUGAUGGAAUGAAGUGCCUGUGAAAGUUUCUGACUGUACCUUCAGGAUGGGUCAAAAUCUGCUACAGGCCAUAAAGCUGGAGAACAGACACUCCACAAUUAUUGUAAGCUCUGAAGAAAAAGCUGGUGCUAAACCAAGCUGAGAUCCUUUAGCUGGUCUGGCUUUACUUGUGCCCUAUGCUUUAGGGUUUCUGGCUGGUGUGUGUUGCUCCAGCAUGAUGUCUGGUGUCAUACAAAGAGGAGUGCCCACCAAAAACCACUUGUGUUAUUUAUAGCUCGUAUUUUUAAUUGUUCUUGCCACUUAGUGGUGGGGGCUUUUGGUGUGUUACUGCCUUUAGUUUGUUCUUGGGCUGGGGGCAGCCUGCAGAGGGGGACUGGAUGAGAAGCUGGAGGUCAGAGCCGAUACAACUAAUAUGGACUCAUCCACUCUAAUGAUUAAUGUGUUACAAAGUAAAAGGAAUAAUCUGUUCUUAAUAAUUUUGUUGAAAUUUACAGAUUUUUUUUCUCUUGUCUGUUUCCAUGUGUCUCUUUAACAACACUUAGUCACUUAAUACCUGGGAUACUGCUGUACUUUGCAGAAUAUCAUAAUAAAGACAAAACAAUUUAUAUUUGUUCCAAGUAAAUUACAAGUUUCCUUGAACCUGCCAAAUUCUUUAUAUUCUGGUAAGCCUAGUUUUCACCCUUUUCUGAGGAUCUUCUAAAAAAGAAAGUGUUUAAUGAUUAGUUUACAUAAAUGAAAUCACAUAUCUUGAUAAAUAGUGUAUAAUCACUACCUUUAUUUUACCAUUAUGACAAAAAAGUAUUUAACAAUAGUAAUACUUGCAUUCUUCAGCCUUCUUUUUCAAAGAUCGGUUUCAUUGCCAUAUAAUAACAAGAAUUUCAGAUUCCAGGGCUGAAUCUAAACAUUGUCUUUAUAAUGAGAUAACUUUUGAGAUGACCUUCAUAUGUGACCUUCAUAACUUUGAGAUGACCUUAAUGCGUAUAAUACACACCACAUGUUUUCCAGAGACCCUGAAUUAAGAAAUUAUUUCAUGCUUUCGGGUACUUGGCAGUGUGAACUUUCAAGGUAAAUAUGAUUAGCAUCUAGAAUAUGUUUUCUCGUGAGAUUUGGCAUGUAGUUGAAACCUGGAGAGGUACCUCAUAUCUUAAACUACGUGCUUAAGUUAAGGACUUUCAAGACAAAUGAAAAUUAAUAUUCUUUUUUUUCUGUGGGAUCUACUUUGUGGAAACAGUUUGUAACAUAGACCAAAUUAUAACACUUUUUUUCCAUAAGAGGAUUUUUAUGACUUCUAUCUACACUGAUCAAUAUUUUUUUCUUGUACUUUGCCUUUGUACCAUGUUUUUCUCAUAUAAUGUGUGUAUAUUUACUAUAAUUUCCUUUUACUCUCCAAAAUGGACAAGAAAAUAAAACCAAAAACUGGAUAAAACUAUAUUAAUAAACUCAUUAUGAAAAGUAUAUGGGAUCAAAUGCUGGCAUGAGGAUGCCAAUGUGAAAAAUCCCUAUUUAGUGAUGCGCAAAGUGUCUUUGCUAAGAUGAGCACUGAUGUAAUUCGGUAAUCUUUGUGUUCUGAGCUGUUCUGAAAUGGCAGUGAUCUCUUAUCUUCUGUUGUGAAAAUUGCUUCUAAAGCAAUUUGAUGCUGGCAAGGAAAUAAAUAUUGAGGAAAACUAUUGAACACACAAGGAACUUCUUGCCUGUGGGGUAGAUGUUAAAUACAUUGCAUUGUGUAGUGUGCUUUUAUUAGGUUAAAUCAUGUGGUGUGUAGUUUUUGGUAGUGGUCUGCAACAACCCUCUGGGUGUGGGGGUUAUCUUGUUAGUUUUGUGGAGGUUUUGUUUGUUUGCUUGUUUUGGGUUUUUAUUGUGUGUGGAUUUGUUUUUUUUUCCUGUAGGACUGUGGAAUGCAGCACAGCACUCCCAGGUUUCCUGAUAAAAUAAUGGGGCAGUAAAAUAUUUUGCAAUAAAAUCUGCAUGUGCAUAGUAGCUGUUUGCG